Molecule: messenger RNA, 2308 nt
Organism: Cicer arietinum (chickpea)
Lineage: Eukaryota; Viridiplantae; Streptophyta; Magnoliopsida; Fabales; Fabaceae
Product: CBS domain-containing protein CBSCBSPB3-like
Molecular function (GO): protein binding
Source: RefSeq, a predicted model, not a curated record
UUAACAGAAGGAGAAAGAGAAAGAGAAAGAGAAAGAGAAAGAGAAAGAGAAAGAGAGAGAGGUUGCAGAGGUUGGUUUUGGUGGCUGGAAGGGGAAAAGCAUAAACCGAAACGGAAGAACCCUAACCUAACUAACCUCUCUCUCUCUUGCUCUCUGUUUGCAAAAAAUAAUGAGCGGUCAAUUAACGAGGAGGAACAGUGGCAACCACAAACGUCCUCCUUCAAUGUCCAAAAAUGGAAUCCCCAGCGAACCUUCCACCAGACCUUCUUCUCCUCCCUCCCUCGAGUCUGAUGGAGGAGAAAGGACGGUUAAGAAGCUUCGGUUAUCCAAAGCCCUCACUAUAUCUGAGGGGACAUCAGUUUCAGACGCAUGUAGGCGAAUGGCAGCUCGGCGUGUUGAUGCUGUUUUGUUGACCGAUUCAAAUGCUUUGCUAUCAGGAAUAAUGACUGACAAGGAUAUUGCUACUAGAGUUAUUGCCGAGGGUUUGCGACCGGAUCAGACAGCGGUUUCUAAAGUAAUGACUCGGAAUCCUCUAUUUGUGUCAUCGGAUACACUGGCCAUUGAAGCUCUUCAGAAGAUGGUCCAAGGUAAAUUCAGGCACCUGCCUGUUGUGGAAAAUGGUGAAGUCAUUGCCAUACUGGAUAUCACCAGAUGUCUUUAUGAUGCCAUAUCUAGGAUGGAGAAGGCUGCCGAGCAGGGGAGUGCCAUUGCUGCUGCAGUUGAAGGCGCGGAACGCCAUCGGGGUAGCAAUGCAUCUGCUCCAAAUGCAUUGUUAGAAACACUGAGAGAGCGGAUAUUCAAGCCUUCCUUGUCAACCCUAAUCGGCGAAAAUACAAAGGUUGCUAUUGCAUCAGCAGCAGAUCCUGUAUAUGUAGCUGCAAAAAAGAUGCAGGAGUUGCGGGUUAAUUCAGCUGUUAUUGUGUCCUUGUCAGGAACCAAGAUUCAGGGGAUACUCACUUCAAAGGACAUACUUAUGCGUGUUGUGGCUCCAAAUCUGUCCCCUGAGUUGACUCUAGUGGAAAAGGUAAUGACUCCAAACCCAGAUUGUGCAACAUUAGAUACAACAAUACUUGAUGCACUUCAUAUGAUGCAUCACGGGAAGUUCUUACAUCUUCCUGUUGUAGAUAGAGAUGGACAUCUUGCUGCUUGCAUUGAUGUUUUGCAGAUAACUCAUGCCGCAAUUUCCCUGGUGGAGAGUAGUUCUGGAGCUGUUAAUGAUGUGGCAAAUACAAUUAUGCAAAAGUUUUGGGACUCAGCUUUUGCUCUAGAGCCACCAGAAGAUUCUGAUACUCAUAGUGAAGUUUCUGGGCUCAUGACGUCAGAUGGGGCAGAUACAGCAAAGUCUGCAUAUCACUCUAUGGGUUUUGGAAAUUCAUUUACCUUCAAAUUUGAGGAUCCCAAUGGUCGCGUGCACCGAUUCAACUGUGGUACUGAACAUGUAGAUGAGCUAGUAUCUGCAGUCAUGCAGAGAGUUAACGUUAAUGACGGAGAACACCCUGUGAUUUUGUACGAGGACGACGAAGGUGAUAGAAUUGUUCUUGGAACUGAUAGUGAUCUUGUUUCUGCUGUCAGCUAUGCUAGAUCUGCAGGAGUGAAGGCUUUAAAGCUGCAUUUGGAAUUCGGCAAUUCAGCCAAACCCACAACACCACAAUCUAUUACAGUCACUAGACAAAAAUAUAGUGUUUUGUCUCUCCGAUCCAGUGUUUUUGCAGGUGCUAUUGUUGUAACAAGCAUUAGUGUAUUAGUCUACCUAAAGCGGUCCAAGUAAUGUGUUUGGCAGUUUAGGCAGCGAAAAAAAGCAAUAAUCGCCCAUUGCAACAAAGGAAAUACUUGGAUACUGACAUAGAAGAGCUUCUCUAAUAUUGAGUCUAUUUAUUUGGGGUAACUAUUUAUCCCAUGAGAUUGAGCGAAAGUGAUUAUUUAAGAUGGUCACUUGUAUUUUUUGUCUCUGAUGUAAUUGCAGUCAAGUCAGUAAUCCUUUCUCCUUAGUCCUUCCGACUGAGAAUAUGUAUAGAUAAUGUCUUGUCGUCAUACAACAAUGAGAAAUGUUGGGGUUCUGCAUUUUUGUUUGAGCUCAAGCGUACUUGCAAUGAUGUCCCACUGCCACAUGAACUUGCAUUUGCAAUUCCUUUAUGGUAGAGUUUCCGUAAUUUAGCCGUCGCCUUUAUUGGUUCUACCUAUAUGUUUUCAUGGUGUGGUUGCGAUGUACGCAGAGGACCGAGGUUGAUUUUUAUUUCAACAAUGAGUGAAUGGUUCUCGAAAGAAUACGAAUGGUUUAAAUGUCUCUAAAUCUUAUUUCUAUUAUUUA